Verticillium dahliae VdLs.17 is the source of this 1125-nucleotide messenger RNA. RefSeq lists its product as uncharacterized. The record is from RefSeq and is a predicted model, not a curated record. NCBI's taxonomy places the organism in Eukaryota, Fungi, Ascomycota, Sordariomycetes, Glomerellales, Plectosphaerellaceae. The transcript has 5 exons. Bases 1 to 1125 code for a protein of 374 amino acids.
AUGGCCGGGGUGGAUCUGACCGAAGAUCAUGGAGGAGCCCUCGUAGCUACCGCCAUCACCUUCCUCGUCCUCAGUUGGGUCUCGGUCAUACUGCGCACCUAUGUGCGCGCCAUCUUGACCAAGGCCUACCAGGCCGACGACUGGCUCAUGCUCGUUGCCCAGCUCAUCUUCACCGCCUCCUGCGUCUUCAUCCUCGCCGGCGUUGACAAUGGCCUUGGCAUGCACAACAAGGCGCUGGAACAGUCCCGGGAGAUCAGGGCCCUGAUGUAUCAAGCCCUCGCUACCGCCACUCAGUCAGCCCGCCAUGCGCGCACGCGCGCAUCAACCGCCGAGAACCUCGCUAACUAUGUCAACAGUGCCCUCAUGCCCAUACCCAUGAUUUGGAAGGUGAAAAUGACCGCGCCUGCCAAGAUAUCUGUGAUUUUACUCUUAAGUUUGGGUAUCUUUGCCAGCGUUGCGACGUUGAUUAGGCUCAAAUUUCUGGCUGACUUGAACGAUCUCGACGACAUCCUCUUCGCUGGUACCGAUGCCAUGGUCUGGACUCUUGUCGAACCAGGCGUCGCCAUCGUUGCCGCCAGUCUCGUCACGAUCCGGCCGCUUCUUCGACUCUUCCGCUUGCACGGCUUCGAAUCUACCGGACGUACACCUGGCCCUAGUGGCACAGCGCGGUCUGGCACACAACGAUCCGCUGGAAAGAUGCCGGCGUACGGCCACGGCGAACUGACCGCCGUCGACAUAGAAUUGGCCGAAGCGAAGUCCUCAGGGUCGUAUGCGACAUUGAGCAUUCAAUCCAACCCUCCGCCGUUACACAUGUCACCCCUGAGCAUGUCGCCAUUUGACCCAGCGGCGCCAGGCGUGUUACUGCGGCCGCCGCCAUUUGAGCACCGAAGAAAGAAAUCAAAGAGUCUCGAAGUGCAUGAAAGCUUGCAAGACGACGGCUCCCAGCCUGCAAGAAGGAACUACAUCAACAGCGAUGUGUAUGUUAUCGAGGGCCCUGGCGCUGGGGGCGUCGACAAGUGGACGGGGGAUAGACUGCGCUCACCGAGCGUAUCCUCGGACGACCUGGAUGGGAUGGACGCACAGAGUCAGCAUAGUGGCCGCGUGGGAUUGAGCGGCAGGCGAUGA